AGUCGACGAAGCGCCAAAAUGACAACAUGCCUGCCAAGUCAGAUGUUCUAACCUAAAUUAUGUAAUGAUGUUCGUCCUCCAAUCUCAAGGAUUAUUUUCCAAAUUAUUGUGACUAAAAUCGUGUGAAGCACAAUGUUUAUAGUUCGUAGAUUUCCAAAUAUUCCCGUGAGUGGAGUGAAACGCUUGUUUCACGUUUGUGCCAUCCCCCAAAACCUCGCGAAACAAUUGAGUGAAAAUAAUCCUAGUGUAGGUCCACUUCAGGAGCUCGAAAGGAGGAUCCAGGCCGGAGAAUUAUCUCCGGAUAAGCAUCAAUUGCAAGUGACGGAAGCCCUUCAGAAUAUCUAUGACGAAAUACAGUCAUAUAGCCCAGCUAAUGCUAGUUCUGGAGGGUUUUUCCGAUUCUUUCAGAAACAAGAGAAAACCUCCGAUGGUCCAAAGGGAUUGUACGUCCACGGAAGUGUUGGUGGUGGAAAAACAACCCUGAUGGACCUUUUUUACGAUUGCUGUACUGGCGUGGAGAAGAAGAGAAGAGUUCAUUUUAACUCCUUCAUGACCGAAGUUCACUCCCGGAUUCAUGCAGUGAAGAAAAGCCAGCAAGUCGUGUACAGCAGAGAUGAUAAGCCAAAGCCCUUCGAUCCCACCAAACCCGUAGCUGAUCACAUUGCCCAGAACUCCUGGCUCAUCUGCUUCGAUGAGUUUCAAGUUACCGACAUUGCUGAUGCAAUGAUCCUUAAGAGACUCUUCACGCAUCUCUUCAACGAUGGCAUCGUGAUGAUUGCUACUAGCAACAGAGCUCCUGAUGAUUUAUACAAGAAUGGGCUGCAGAGGAGCAAUUUCUUGCCAUUCAUUGGCAUCCUCAAAACACACUGUGGAGUCAUUUCUUUAGACAGCGGAAUUGACUACCGUGCCAUGGCUCUCAAAGGAGAUGGAGAAAAUUACUACAUCAAAUCUCCAGACAAUGAUGAUGCAUCGAAGGCCAUGGAUCGCAUGUUCAAGAUUCUCUGUUCACAGGAAAAUGACAUCAUCAGGCCGAAAACAUUUACCCAUUUAGGCAGGAAUUUGACUUUUGCAAAGACAUGUGGUCAAAUUCUCGACACGACCUUUGAGGAAAUCUGCGAAAGCGCUCUGGCUGCGAGUGAUUACCUGCAAAUUGCGCAGUUUUUCCACACAAUUCUCAUUCGCGAUGUGCCUCAGUUGAAUAUUAAGAAAAAAUCCCCGGCAAGGAGAUUUAUCACCCUCAUAGAUACUCUCUAUGACAAUCGCGUGAGAGUUGUGGUAUCAUCGGAUGUGCCCUACAAAAAACUCUUUUCUGUUGAAGAGUCUCAUGAUGAUAGUUUAGAUGAGCAUAGAGUGCUCAUGGAUGAUUUGAACAUCAAAAUUGGAUCAGAAAAUGCUGCAUCGAAUAUCUUUACAGGUGAAGAGGAACUGUUUGCCUUCGACAGGACAAUGUCUCGUCUGGCAGAGAUGCAAACUCCAGAAUAUUGGAAUCAAUGGGAGAAGCACAGAUAAUGUGUAGAAAAAAAUAUUUUAGGCUCAAAAUUGUACUUAUUUGAACCGAUAUUUUUUUUAAAGGUAAAUCAAAGAUUUUUUCUCUCUUCGUAAAUUUAUUUAUUCGCUGUUAAUAUGGAAAUAUUUAUUUUUUUAGUCCACUUUUACAAAUCUAAUAGAAAAAAAUUAACCACAGUAUUUUUCUGAUGUGAACAAUUGUUUUUUUAGGUGAGAGAAAUAAAUAAAAGUGAUGUUUACCGAGCAAUAAA
Messenger RNA from Phlebotomus papatasi, 1757 nucleotides. Its product is annotated as putative ATPase N2B. The transcript is spliced from 3 exons. Gene Ontology annotation, cellular component: mitochondrion; cytoplasm. Gene Ontology annotation, molecular function: ATP hydrolysis activity; ATP binding. Lineage: Eukaryota; Metazoa; Arthropoda; Insecta; Diptera; Psychodidae. The record is from RefSeq and is a predicted model, not a curated record. Bases 133 to 1509 code for a protein of 458 amino acids.